CAGACAAACUUGUGUGUGGAGAAACAAUGGUUUGUCUCCCCCCUGCAUACUCUCUGGACUUGAGCUUUCAACCCUGUAAUUUUAUAAGAGCAGAAGUUUUUGUUUCCCAGGGCAAUAGAAGUAUCUUAGUCCUAAGAAAGAAGCAAGAUAAAAGAAGCAAAAGUGUUAGCUGCAAAUCUCUCCCCCAGGACAGCCUUAUAAUUCCAGACUCUCACAUUGCUCCUUCAGAUACCCUUCCUCCUUUGGUCAGUGCAUUGAAAGCCUCAGCUGAAGAAAAUGUUGCCAGUUUUCAUUUUCCAGGGCACAAUAGAGGCCGGGCUGCACCAUCUUCGUUAAGUCAGCUUAUUGGCUUGAGGCCAUUUUCCCAUGAUUUACCUGAACUUCCAGAGCUUGACAACCUCUUUUCUCCCCAGGGACCUAUCUUAAAGGCACAAGAGGAAGCGGCCAAACUGUUUGGAUCAUCUGAGACAUGGUUUCUUGUUGGAGGCACCACUUGCGGAAUUCAAGCUGCAAUAAUGGCAACUUGUUCCCCUGGGGAUUAUUUAAUUCUCCCUCGGAAUUGCCAUAUCUCAGCUAUUUCAGCUAUGGUAUUAUCUGGUACAAUUCCAAAGUACAUCAUCCCCGAGUAUGACAAUCUCUGGGACAUUGCUGCAGGUGUUACUCCCUUACAAAUUGAAAAAGCAAUCAAGGAAUUGGAGAUGGAAGAUAGAAAAGCAGCUGCAGUAUUUGUCACGUCCCCAACAUAUCAUGGCAUCUGCAGCAACUUGGGAGAAAUUUCCAAGCUCUGUCAUUCUCAUGGAAUUCCUGUUAUUGUUGACGAGGCUCAUGGAGCGCAUUUAGGAUUACAUCCCCAGCUGCCUCAGUCAGCCCUCCAACAAGGUGCUGACCUGGCUGUGCAAUCUACUCAUAAGGUUCUCUGCUCACUUACACAAUCAUCGAUGUUACAUAUGUCGGGGAAUAUGGUAGACAGAGAAAGAAUCUGCAGAUGCCUUCAAACUCUUCAAAGUACUAGCCCUAGUUAUCUGCUGUUGGCAUCAUUAGAUGCUGCCAGAGCCCAACUUAGUGAAAAACCAGGAACCAUUUUCAAUGAAGCAAUGGAUUUAGCAAUUAAAGCAAAAUACUGUAUCAAAAGGAUUCCAGGCAUUUCAGUUCUUGAAACACCAACAUUCCCUAAGUUCCCUUUCAUUGAUCCCUUACGGCUUACUAUUGGCGUUUGGCAGCUUGGUCUAUCUGGUUUUGAUGCUGACGAAAUCUUAGAUAGGGAUGAUAGGAUCAUAUGUGAGGUUGUUGGCACCCAAUCUAUUACAUUUUCGAUCAACCUUGGAACUUCUAGUGAGCAUAUCCAGAGGCUUCUAUCUGGAAUACAAAAGCUAUCUGAAUGUUACAUGUCUUCCAAGAGUGUAGAAGAAAGAGUUGAGCAUAGUGAUUCAGCACCCUUGACCGACGUUAAUAUGAUCUUGAAUCCAAGAGAAGCCUUCUUUGCACAAAAAAGGAAAGUAGCAAUAGAAGAGAGUCUUGGGAGGAUUUGUGGGGAGCUGUUAUGUCCAUAUCCACCUGGUAUUCCUGUGAUGAUUCCCGGCGAGAUUAUGACGGAGAAAGCUUUGGACUAUCUGCUGCUUGUUAGAAGCAAGGGUGCAAUGGUCAUCGGGGCAUCUGACCCUCUGCUCUCAUCCAUUGUUGUCUGUGAUGUAUGAGUUAAUUUUUGUCUCAGUGGCAAAGGUUAAAUUUCUAACCACUAGCCAGAAGGUAUGAGUUUAGUGAUCUAACAUUUCAAAGUGGGGAACCCGGUAGCAUGAGUAACUCUUCAAAAUCCAUGUUUUGUAUGUUGAGACCAGAAUAGACGAGAAGAAAAAGUUUGCUCAGAAGUUGUGUCCUCGCGUUGAGAAUGGUCAAUAUAUAUAAUAUUUUUUA
Molecule: messenger RNA, 1911 nt
Organism: Rubroshorea leprosula
Lineage: Eukaryota; Viridiplantae; Streptophyta; Magnoliopsida; Malvales; Dipterocarpaceae
Source: the annotation of a GenBank genome assembly